Molecule: messenger RNA, 3691 nt
Organism: Athene cunicularia (burrowing owl)
Lineage: Eukaryota; Metazoa; Chordata; Aves; Strigiformes; Strigidae
Gene: ALG9
Product: ALG9, alpha-1,2-mannosyltransferase
Exons: 15
Coding region: 404-1723 (439 amino acids)
Biological process (GO): protein N-linked glycosylation
Cellular component (GO): endoplasmic reticulum membrane
Molecular function (GO): alpha-1,2-mannosyltransferase activity
Source: RefSeq, a predicted model, not a curated record
CCCUCCGGCGGAGCUUUAAUCGUCUGGGAGCAAAGCAGGACAGGUUUGGGCCCCUGAAGGAUCAACAGCUUUCAAGUGUCUCAUCUCAGCCAGGUUCUGUGCAGCUCUCUUAAGCAACAUCUCUGAUUGUGAUGAGACAUUCAACUAUUGGGAACCAACACACUACCUCAUUUAUGGAAAGGGGUUUCAGACGUGGGAAUACUCUCCAGCCUAUGCCAUCCGCUCCUAUGCUUACCUGUGGCUUCAUGCCUUACCAGCCUUGUUCCAUGCUAGGGUUCUACAAACCAACAAGGUCCUUAUCUUCUAUUUCCUGCGAUGCUUCCUGGCCUUCCUGAGCUGCAUUUGUGAACUCUACUUCUACAAGGCCGUGUGCAAGAAGUUUGGGCUACAUGUGAGCCGCCUGAUGUUGGCCUUCUUAGUACUCAGCACUGGAAUGUUUUGCUCAUCUGCAGCUUUCCUCCCAAGCAGCUUCUGCAUGUACACCACGGUGAUUGCCAUGACUGGCUGGUAUAUGGACAAGACCUCUGUAGCAGUGCUGGGGGUGGCUGCUGGAGCCCUUCUGGGCUGGCCCUUCAGUGCAGCUCUUGGGCUUCCUAUUGCCUUUGACUUGUUGAUACUGAAGCAGAGGUGGAAAAGUUUCCUCAACUGGUGUGUGGUGUCAUUGAUCCUAUUUUUGGUGCCCUUGGUAGUUGUGGACAGCUAUUACUACGGGAAGCUGGUAGUUGCACCUCUCAACAUUGUUUUAUACAACGUCUUCACCUCACACGGACCUGAUCUCUAUGGUACAGAACCCUGGUCCUUUUAUUUUAUCAAUGGCUUUCUGAAUUUCAACGUGGCAUUUAUUUUGGCACUGCUUGUGCUGCCACUGACUUAUCUCAUGGAGUGUCUGCUUCAGAAAUUUCAUGUUCAGAAUCUGGGUCGUCCCUACUGGCUGACACUAGCUCCUAUGUACAUUUGGAUCAUGAUUUUCUUCAGUCAGCCCCACAAAGAAGAGAGGUUUCUCUUUCCCAUCUAUCCCCUCAUCUGUCUCUGCAGUGCUGUGGCUCUGUCUGCUCUUCAGAAAUGUUACCACUUCGUAUUCCAGCGCUACCGUCUGGAACACUACACAGUCUCCUCUAACUGGCUGGCUCUGGGGACUGUCUUUCUCUUUGGCCUUUUGUCAUUGUCACGUUCUGUUGCCUUAUUCAGAGGCUACCAUGGGCCCCUGGACCUGUACCCAGAAUUUCACAGGAUUGCUACUGACCCCAGUAUUCACACUGUGCCAGAGGGGAGGCAAGUUAAUGUCUGCGUGGGAAAGGAGUGGCACAGAUUUCCAAGCAGCUUUCUUCUGCCAGAUAAUUGGCAGCUCCAGUUCAUCCUGUCAGAAUUCAGGGGCCAGUUACCAAAACCGUUUGCCAAGGGACCAAUGGCCACGCGGAUCAUUCCCACUGACAUGAACGACCAAAACAAGGAAGAGCCAUCUCGAUACAUUGACAUUUCCAGAUGCCACUAUCUGGUGGACUUGGAUACAACAGCUGAAACCCCAAGGGAGCCAAGAUAUUCCUCCAACAAAGAAGAGUGGGUAACCAUUGCCUACAAGCCAUUCCUAGAUACUUCCAGGUCCUCAAAGCUGCUGCGUGCAUUCUACAUCCCUCUCCUCUCAGAACAGUACACGUGGUAUGCAAACUAUACUAUUCUGAAAUCCCGGAGGUCGAAGCAAACCAGGAAAAAAAUGGGAGGCUAGCAACACACCUGGGCAACAAAACCAAAAGCAUCUGCUGACACUCUUGGACAUCUGCCUAAGCCAUUUUCAGUUCCCUUUUUGAAAGACUCUGCUUGUAAGAUUGACUAAUAAAGAUUUCCCAUGAAGUGAUUUCGCUCUGCAAGCUUCCAGCUGUAAAAAGGGUGCAUCAUCUGCUUUCAGUUCUCAGUGUCAGGUCUCUGCUCUGCCUACACAGAACAUAUUGGUAAGAAACCAUUUGAAAAUCCAGCAGCCACCUACAAACGUAUUAUCUCUGCUGCUCCCUGUGUUAUUAUCUGUUACACCAGAGAAGAGAAAAAAUGGAGAAUAAAAAGGAAUGACAGUAUGUGGUUCUGCUCCAGGUUGCAAUCUGGCACUGGGAAAAUCCAGCUCAGCUUCUCUCUUUCUCUCUGUUGUGCCUCCCCCUCCACUGUCCUCAAUCUGCUUAACUAGUGCUCGCCUUCUCCUAGGGAAUUUUUUCAGGUAACAACGUUUAGGAAAAUUAUUUUUUUAUUAAAGAAAAAUGAAGGGGAAAAUAGGAAAAUGUCCGCUGAGAGACAAUUAACUGAAAUGCACUGAAUCUCAAGGAAUGAAGUGAUGAUAUGCAUCACAGAGAAACAGCCUAAAGUUGCUCUGUCCAGGAGACACUUUCAAGGAUAAACCUGUGCUUUUGGGAGAAAAAAGCCCAAACUUCGGAAUUGAGCCAAUUAUCUGUUUUAAUGGGAUCAGUGGUUUUAUCUGUGAGACCCAAGGGUUUGUUCAGUAUUUAUAAUUUUUUUUUAAGAUACCUGUAACAUCCUGUGAAUUCUAGACUACAGCAUCUUAAAAUUUCUGGAAAAAGCCAGAGAGGAGAAGGAUUCAUUAUUUUAUUUGCUGUUCUGUUUCCCAUAAUAGACAGUAUGUGUUACAUUGGUCCAAUAUGCUUCAGAGCGAUGCUGUAUUUAUUAUAUCUCCAUUCUAAAAACAUGCAGUAUGACAAGCCAGAUGAAGGGAACCGUUUUCACUCACAUUCUUGGAACUCUAUGGGGAUGGAAUGGCAUGAGAUGGAGCAGAGAGGAAGUUCCUUUUGCAAAAAGGCUGCACAAGCUCCAUGCCACGUUGUGACUGUGAUUAGAUUGGUCUGGGUAGGCAGUGACAGAGAGCCAGAGCAGGUGGGUCAGGAAGCAGAAUUGUGUGUUUGGAAGCUGUUGGGAUCCAGACAGAAAAGCACAUGUCUCUGAGAAUACAUGUGCUGGUCCAGGUGUAGGAUGCAAUGCUAGGCAGGUCUCUUGGCCAGUCUGCAGAGAACUGAUGAGGCUGUAAUCUAACAUGAUACUCCUGGGACAAAGCAGGAGGAACUAGAUGAGGAGCGAGGCAUGGGCUGAAUCAUAAGAGCAUCUUUAGAAACAGGGAAGCGUGUUCUGAAUGCCCUGCAUUUCAUUAAGGAGGAGGUUUUUUUAAUGGCACUGUGCUCUUUUGGAAACACAGCUUAUAAAGUGCAAAACAUGGCAAGAGCAAACAGUGUGCUGCUCCGUUGUGUGGAUGAUUACAGCAUGGAGAAUGCAGUUCUCUUCCAUUGCACCCUCGCUGUAUGGAGGAGCAGUUUGAAGCUGAGACUCUAAAUUCAAACUUUGAAGGCUUAGGGAACCAUCUGUGGUGUCUAAAUCUUGGCUCUCUCCAGAGAGAUGGAUUUCACCCUGUGCAAGUACCACCCUUCCUAAGGUCACAGGUGGAGCUUCAAGGUUUUCAGCCAAGCAACUGGUGUUUUUGGUGAGUUGGUCUGGACGAUCAGAGUCACAUUGCAGAUCAAUGCUGUAGUGUCUGUAUUCCUCCACCUCCCUCCAGCCAGCUCUACCCUCAUAAAAGUUCACAUGCUGAAUGGGGCUCUACAGUGCCAGUAAAUCAAUACCAAAACUCUUGCCCAGCUUGUUGCCUCUCCCCUUGCAAAUCCCUGACCUUAAAUCAAAUAAAGAAACAAAUGCAGUUAAAGAA